CUACUUAUACGAAUCAAACCUUUCAUAGAAACAAUGUUCAAUUUGGUUACACGAGUGCAGACAGCGGGAAAUCAGGCAUUGACCGCGUCAAUGGUUGUCACAGGAUUUGUUAUAUUACUAACACUUCUUCAAUUAGCUCAAGAUAAUGUAUGGGGCAUUUCCACAACUUCAAUCACCAAUAUUCAACCAACAUCUUCAAUUAAGCGGUCCUCGCAAUACGGAUCAGUCAAUCGUAAGCCAAAAGAGAAUUCCAAGAUUCAAUUUGAUUUAGAUGCCGAUUUGACCCCAUUGUUUAAUUGGAAUACUAAACAAGUAUUUGUAUAUUUAACUGCCGAAUACCCUGGUAAGAGUGAAGGCUCUUCCAACAAGGUGACUUAUUGGGAUAAGAUAAUUAAAUCUAAGGACGAAGCCAAACUUCAUUAUGUUAACCAAAGAAGUAAAUAUUCUGUAUGGGAUGUUGAAAAGUCGUUUAGAGGAAGAAAUGCUACUGUUAGAUUAGAGUGGAAUAUUCAACCUCAUGUUGGACCCUUGAUUUAUGGACUGACUGAAACAACAGGAAAUUUUCAGUUUUUGCGUAAUGAGUGAGUUUGUCAUGUUCAUAAGUUGUUGUUGUUUUAUUUUUUGGUUUGUACUAUUUGCUAAUAAAUAAUUAUAUAUACAAGUAAAUAAAUGCAAAUGAGGUUCU
This is a messenger RNA of Spathaspora passalidarum NRRL Y-27907, 685 nucleotides long. It is a transcript of the gene SPC3, whose product is annotated as signal peptidase complex subunit. Gene Ontology annotation, biological process: protein targeting to ER. NCBI's taxonomy places the organism in Eukaryota, Fungi, Ascomycota, Pichiomycetes, Serinales, Debaryomycetaceae. Gene Ontology annotation, cellular component: signal peptidase complex; membrane. The coding region runs from base 34 to 585 and encodes 183 amino acids. The transcript has a single exon. The record is from RefSeq and is a predicted model, not a curated record.